Molecule: messenger RNA, 1995 nt
Organism: Lodderomyces parapsilosis
Lineage: Eukaryota; Fungi; Ascomycota; Pichiomycetes; Serinales; Debaryomycetaceae
Gene: JEM1
Product: Jem1p
Exons: 1
Coding region: 1-1995 (664 amino acids)
Biological process (GO): protein folding in endoplasmic reticulum
Cellular component (GO): endoplasmic reticulum
Molecular function (GO): misfolded protein binding; protein-folding chaperone binding
Source: RefSeq, a predicted model, not a curated record
AUGAGGGUACCGAUACGACAUCUACUUAUAUGCCUUGCCGUUUUCGACCACCCGGGAUUGGUUGUCGGAUCGCCCACUGAUGUUACUGGUAAAAUCGAGGAUGCUGAAAUACUCUUUUCUAAAGAGGGACCAACACCAGUGGUACUUCAACACUUUGAUCACGUAAUAAAUGACGUGCGAUCAUAUCUGUUGAGCGAAGCUGUUGAUUCAGGACACAAUGAAUUAAACAAAUCUUUGACACAACUACUUUUCAAACGUGCUUUGAUUGAAAUUAGUCUCAAGAAGGAAGCGUUGGCCAUAGUAGAUUUACAAGACGUUUUGAAGUUGGAUCCUUUAAUGAAGCCAGCAGAGAACAAGUUGGUGGAAAUCUUGGUGGCAAGGGGGGAUUUUAAUAAUUUGGAGCAAUACUUGAGAGAUGCCAGCAUAUCUAGUGAUUCACCUGCUUGGGAAGCAAUCAAGGUGUUUCAGCAUCAUUGGGCAUUGGCAGAAAGUCACUUUCGAGAAAAGAAAUUUGAGGAAUGUGUGCAAGAGCUCAAUGAAGUUGCGCUAGUGAGUAAUAAUAACUACGAAGUGUUCGAGCUUUAUUUGAAAGCAUGUUUGGAGUUGUUCAAAAGGGACUCUUUACAGAAGAUUGUUUAUUUAGAUGAAUCAGGCGUGAGCAUUAACAAGGCAAUUAUUUCACUACUACUGAAACUAAUCAAAAUAAAUCCGGUCAAGAAUCUUCAGUACUAUGCACUACUAUCAGAGUUUUAUCUUUUUAUUGAAGUUCAGUUUGAUCAAGCGUUCAAGGUUGUCAAGAAUUGUCUCAGAAUUGACAAUGACUUUAAGCCAUGUGGUGACUUGGCAAAAUUUUACUCCAAAUACUCAGGUUUCUUACUGGACUUGGAGAGUUAUUCGAUAAACAAUGGUCACAUCUACCCUGAAUUAGAGGUGGAGCACCAAAGCAAUUUCGAUAAAGAACUCACUGACUUGAAUUUUAAACAGAUCAAUGACUUUUUGUUUCACGAAGAUGUUAAAUUAUCCAGAGCUGAACAAAAGAAGUCUUCAAAAGUAAAGACGAAUUAUGAGUACUUGAUUGCGAGGGUGAAGGAAUUUGGAUUGUCCAAUGGUGAAUUGUUGUUUGAUACAGACUUGACAAAAUUGGCAUGUGAAUCUUUUAUUCAAAUUGGUGAUUAUAAAAAUGGCAAGUCAGUGUGUAAGGAUGUCAAGGAUAAAGAAUUUUUCCCUCUUGCAGUACCUGAGAUUGACCAACUAUUGAAGAAAAAGGACUUUCAAGGUGCAGAAAGGAAAUUGCUGGGAUUCAAUGGGUAUGUGAGGAAUACAAAAUUGUUUAAGGAUAAAUUGAGACCUAUUGAGGAGUAUCAGGCAAGAAUCAAUCAAGAGAGGCAAAGGCAGCAGCAACAGCAACAACAAAAAUUUUACAAACAGCAACAACAAAGGCAACAACAACAACAACAACAACAACAACAACAACAAAGACAGCAAUACCAACAAUUUAGACAACCUCAGAGUAAACCAAAGACUGAUUAUUACAAGAUAUUAGAUAUUGGAAAAGAUGCGGAUGAUAAGACUAUCAGAAAAGCAUAUAAAGCACAAACUUUAAAGUAUCAUCCCGAUAAGUAUAAAGGCGCUGAUUUGACUCCAGAACAGAUUGAGCAUAAGAUGCAAGAGAUCAACAAAGCAUACGAAGUGUUGUCUGACCCUGAGUUGCGAGAACGUUAUGAUCGUGGUGAUGAUCCUAAUGAUCCAAUGAGCGGUGGUGGUGGUGGUGGUGGUGGUGCGCAACCACAAUAUCGUGGGUCCAAUGGUGGACAGCAAUUUUCGUUUAAUUUUGGCAAUGGGGGUGGAGGUGGUUUUGGUGGGGGUGAUUUUUUCCAACAAUUCUUUGGUGGAAUGGGCGGUUUCGGAAGUGGUGGUGGUGGUGGGAAUCCAUUUGGAACCCACCAUAAGGUCAAGAUUAAAAAGAAUAAAAAGACUAAAAAGAAAACCCGUUGA